CCACUUCCACAAUCCCUCUCUCUCUCUCUCUCUCUCUCUCUUUCUCUCUCUGCCUUCCUUCUCCGAAUACUGUGCGAGCUCUCGGUUCCCCUCUCCUAUCGCCCGCGCAAUUUUCACAUCAUCGGAGGGAAGAUUCGCCUCGCAAUUUUCCCGAUCCGAGGCGGUUGUUGAUUUCUCCAAUCGCCGAUCCAUUCGUUGAUUGACGUCGGAUUACCAAAUUCGUGGCCGAUAGUUGUGGGGAUGGAUGAGGUCACGAAGGCAGAGGGCCAGAUGACGUCGGCUGCGGCUUUUGUAGAAGGGGGGAUUCAAGAUCCGUGCGACGAUGCUUGUAGCAUAUGCCUUGAGGAAUUUUCUGAUAAUGAUCCUGCCACGGUGACGAGCUGCAAACACGAGUUCCACCUUCAAUGUGUUCUUGAAUGGUGCCAAAGAAGCUCCAACUGUCCUAUGUGUUGGCAGAAUAUCACCCUGAAAGAUCCUACAAGUCAAGAAUUACUCGAAGCGGUCGAACACGAGAGGAAUUUACGGUUCACCCCUUCAAGGAAUGCGCCAGUAUUUCGUCAUCCCACCCUCGGGAAUUUCGAUCUGCAGCAUUUACCCGUUGGAGUGGAUGCCGCCGAACUUGAGGACCGGAUUAUCCAACACUUAGCGGCAGCUGCUGCAAUGGGCAGGUCUCACCACGUUCCUCGGAGAGAGGGCACAAUUCGCCGUCCUUCUUCUCAAUCCCGAGAAUAUAUGGUCUUUCCAUCUCAACCCAACCAGUCCUCGGCCACUCCCGGAAGAGACGAAAGCUAUCCGACUGCUGUGCCUGGAAAUAUUUCAUCGGCUCUGCCUACGUCGACGAACAACGAAAGCACAGAACAAACUUCAACUUCCUCGCCCAACACUGGAAGAGGUGUAUCUAACGAUACUCGAAACAGGAUGAGCGAGUCUUCCUCGGGAAACCAGGAUGCAGCAGGACCAUCGGAGUCCUCGUCUUUCUCGGGCACAUGGAGAUCUCGAUUCAGUUCUUUAUCUAUGAAAUACAAAGAGUCGAUCACUAAGAGCACUAAAGAGCUGAAGGAGAAGCUGUUUUCUCGAAACUCAUCGAUGACAGAGAUUGGUUCUGAGGUUCGGAGGGAGGUAAAUGCGGGACUUGCUACGGUUACCCGAAUGAUGGAACGCCUCGAAACGAGGGAUAACGAUGAAGCAGGUCAUACACCAGCAACUGCUGAACAAAACAACAUCGGUGAAACUUGCAAUGAAAUAUCGAGAAAUGGCAACAAAUCGGCUUCCCUUGCUUCGAGUUCGGUUCCGAGAUAAGUUUUUUGUUAUUUAAGGAUCUCUCCUCAGCAUUUCAUCUUUGAAGCUUAGCUUGACGAUGUUUUCGGAGAAAGGCUCGAAUAAUCCAUCGAAGAUGACAUGCCGAGGAUGAGAUGAAACAAACAUGGUGAAUUUCUCUCUAGUCUCCCUCUACUACUAUAUUUUGGAAAGCAAAAAAUUUCUGUUUUAGUUUCA
Molecule: messenger RNA, 1494 nt
Organism: Andrographis paniculata
Lineage: Eukaryota; Viridiplantae; Streptophyta; Magnoliopsida; Lamiales; Acanthaceae
Product: E3 ubiquitin-protein ligase RHF2A-like
Exons: 9
Coding region: 241-1299 (352 amino acids)
Molecular function (GO): ubiquitin-protein transferase activity
Source: RefSeq, a predicted model, not a curated record